Molecule: messenger RNA, 915 nt
Organism: Aspergillus affinis
Lineage: Eukaryota; Fungi; Ascomycota; Eurotiomycetes; Eurotiales; Aspergillaceae
Product: SAM-dependent methyltransferase
Exons: 1
Coding region: 1-915 (304 amino acids)
Biological process (GO): ergosterol biosynthetic process
Cellular component (GO): endoplasmic reticulum
Molecular function (GO): sterol 24-C-methyltransferase activity
Source: RefSeq, a predicted model, not a curated record
AUGGCACCGAAACCCGACCAAGAGCCGUUGAUAAACAGCAAUCCCCAGCUGCAGACCUAUUAUCAAUCUAUCGAGUCGAGAGUUGGAUACCGCUUGCUUCUAGGCAGCACUCGCCACUUUGGCUUCUACGAGAACGAUACCAGAUGGCCGUUCCCUAUCAGCAAAGCCCUCCGCGCGAUGGAGGACGAAUUAGCAGCAUGCUUGAACCUUUCACCUGGCUCUUACAUCCUAGACGCCGGUUGUGGUGUUGGCAACGUCGCCUACCAUUUAGCGACCAAGCAUGGCUUCAAGAUUCAGGGCAUCGACGUUGUCGAUCACCAUCUAACGAAAGCGAAACGAAACAUUACUCGAAGAGGUGUCGAGAGCCAAAUUGGAGUCCAGAAAAUGGACUACCAUCACACAGAAAGUCUCGGCACUGAAAAGUUCGACGGAGUCUACACGAUGGAGACAUUCGUGCAUGCUACCGAUCCCAAAGCGGCCCUCGAGGGAUUCUUCCGUGCUCUCCGCCCAGGAGGUCGGAUCGCCUUGUUCGAAUACGAUCAUGAGUUAAUGGAUAAGUCGCCCCAAAAGAUGGCGCACUCCCUGAACAAAAUCAACGAGUUUGCCGCAAUGCCGACGAACAAUAUGUCAAACCCGGGAGUAUUUCAGCAGAUGCUUGAAGACGCCGGGUUCACGGAUGUCGUUGUACGAGACUAUUCAGAGAAUAUAAAGCCGAUGACGCGACUCUUUUGCGUGCUGGCCUUUAUCCCCUAUCUUAUGGUUAUGCUUCUCGGCUUGGAGAGGCAUUUCAUCAAUACGGUUGCGGGAGUUCAGUCUUAUCGCGGUCGCAAACACUGGCGGUUUUUGGCUAUCUCGGCGACGAAACCCAAGACGGCUGUUGAGAGUGAAAAGAGUCGGAAGUCCGUAUCAUCUUAA